AUGCUCUUUUCAAUUCCGCUGCUCCUGCUGCCAAUCCUGGCGGCAAAUGCACACAACGGUGUCGAGCUCACCGGCUCUCCCGAGGUGGUGAUCAAAGAGGCGACCGCCUAUCCCUUCAUUGUGGCAAUCACCCAGCAGAAUGAGAGCCAGCCAUGGCAGCAAGACUAUAAGUGCGAUGGGUCGAUCGUCGACAAGGAUUGGGUGGUGGUGCCGGCGACUUGUGUGCCAGAUAGCGUCGACAUCAGCACUUUGGUGGUCACUGCCGGAACCUCCGAAAUUCGCACCACUUCUGAACUUAAGCAAGUCCGAGCAGUCGUCAAGAAGCGCACCCAUGUUGUGGCGUUCGCCUUGCUACGGCUGAAAGAACCGAUCGAUUUUGGGAAUAGUGCCCAGCCAGUGGUCGUGCCGAAAAACUCGGAAAAGCUGAAGAACCCCUCGACCCGAAUGAAGCUGCUCGGACGUAGCCAAGGUGGAAACGAGCUACUCUACAUGACAGAGUUCACCCAGCAGGCAGCUCUCGAUUCCUGCGACAAGGCAGCUUAUGGGCACAUUUAUUAUCAACCUUGCGGCGUGCCCACAAACUUCUCCGGCCGUACUUGUCCGGGCGGCGGCCCUCUAAUGUUUCCAUUGCUCGAUGGGCGCAACCAGAUUGUAUGGGUCCAGAUUGGGAUGAUCGGCAGCAGGGUACAGUGUGACGUCGCCAAAGGAGCGUCACUGCUAAACCUGACUGAUGCCUGCGAGUGGAUGGAGCAGAUCGUCGAACAUCCUGUAUGCCGUGAUGUCGUUCUGGUGUCAAGCUACGGCGUAAAUGCCGAAAUUCCGGCCGAGCAGCUCGUCAACGACAUCAAGGACUACCCCUAUAUGGUGGCAAUUAUGGAGAAGAAGGAGGGAGAACCAUGGCAACAAAUUCACAACUGUAGUGGCACGAUCAUCGACAAGAAUUGGGUGUUGACUUCACUUGAAUGCGUCGCAAAAGUUGACCUCACCAAGUUGGUGGUCAUCGCCGGCGUUGCUGAGCUGAGAACAGCUUCACUUCUCAAGCAAACGCGUGAGGUGACCGAGAAGCGCAGCCCUCCCAAGAUCCCGAGUAUUGGCGGAUGGAGCACGAGAACUCCCGAGAUUGCGCUGCUUCGGCUGAAAGAGCCGCUCAGCUUCGGGGACAGCGUGCAGCCAGUGUUCCUCGCCAAGGACGCACACAAAUUCGAGCAGGACAAAAAGCGCCUGACUGCGUUGGGCUGGGGCCAGCCUGGGAGCGAUCCAAAGGAGCGCCUACGAGCCAUUUUUGUGAAUGGGGAAUCGGGAUGCGAAAGCCUUACUGAAUUGUCGCCCGGUUACUUCUGCGCCGUGCCGACCAGUUUUCCCGGGAUAUGUCAGGGCGAUGUCGGAGGCCCGUUGAUGCAUCCAUGGGAGGCAAUCGAUAUCCGCGCGCACCACCUCAAACUAAGCUUCUGGCUCGACGACUCGCUUACCGAUUUGGAGGUCCACAAGCCGACCGGAAAAUAUCGCCGGGAGCUGCCAAAACCCGCUCCGCCAUGUGACGUGCUGUUAGCCUGGCUAAACAAUAAUACCCACGAGUUUUACGCGUUUUGCUGGGAGAUUCCACUCGAAUUCCUUCGCCUGAAGAUCCCGAAGAUGCGCGAACCCAUGCAGGUGAAGGUCCUCGCCGGUGCCACCGAAAUCAAGACGAAAUCAUCCGUUCGACAAGAAGUCAACGUCGACCACUUUGUCUUCCAUAAACAAUAUAGCCACGUUCCGAUCAGCCCGGAGCAGCCGUUUCGCAAGGCCGAUAUUGCGCUCUUGAGGGGUCCGCUCUCCCCUCCCUACCGUAUCCCGCUCGAUGCCAUCGUUGUGGACGAGUCUACUGAAGACCUCCUCCUCUGCGUGCAUCGUGUCAACGGCGAUGGCACAGUCGGUCGGCUGGCUGCCUACUCGAAGUGGAAGUCCGACGAGGCGGUGAACAUUGGAGAGACCAAGCUGAAGAAGGGCCUCUACGUGAUCAUCGCGCACUCGCUCGGACUGGUCGGUGUCGUCGGAAAGAAGCGCCGAGCCGCGCUUGUUGUGCAUUGUGAGCGCCAAUUCACCGCCCGGCUCAUCCCCUGCGCGCCGUUGAUGUACACCGACUCGUUGAUCGAGCUGGUAGCCCGCAAGGGGCGGCAGUACGCGUGCAAUGUGCGGGCGAAGACGGAGGAGGGCGAGGAGAAGUCCCAGGGCUUCCUCUUCCAACUCGAGCACGACAAGUUUGCCGGCACGAUGGUCAUGUUGGAGAACCUGGACCCGGAUUGUCACUUGCAGUUCAUGGUCGACCCGGGGGAGGAGCCGAAGAAGUGGGCCGAGAUGGCGACCGAAGACGAGGACAACGAGCUGCUGUGGUUCUUCGACAACACGGCCAGCGAGGCGCAGUGGAUCAAGUAUCGCACCAAAGUGACGGCUCUCGCGACAGACCUCGAGAACAUCGACAAACUCCUCGAGACCUACGGCGAAUACCUGACCGCUUUUGGGAUGGACCGUGAGAUCCGCGAGCGUCGCGAAGUCGGCUCGGAGCUUGGCCUCUCUGGCAACGACCUCUUCUUCCGCGCCGCCGCCCUCACCUACUGCGACAAGUUCAGUGACGUGCAGGCUAGCCCGAACGGCCCACGCCUAGCGCACUACGCCGCGGUCAACGGCGCCAUCAUGCCAUCGGCCGUCUUUCAGAAGACGUACAAGUGUUCCCUGGGCCUCAGCAUGUUCCAGUACAACGUCGACGAUACCUGCAGUCCGUUCCAU
This is a messenger RNA of Mesorhabditis spiculigera, 2763 nucleotides long. The record is from the annotation of a GenBank genome assembly. NCBI's taxonomy places the organism in Eukaryota, Metazoa, Nematoda, Chromadorea, Rhabditida, Rhabditidae.